Closterium sp. Naga37s-1 is the source of this 1545-nucleotide messenger RNA. The record is from the annotation of a GenBank genome assembly. NCBI's taxonomy places the organism in Eukaryota, Viridiplantae, Streptophyta, Zygnematophyceae, Desmidiales, Closteriaceae.
AUGGCUAACGACGCAGACCACGCUGACACUGCUGCGCCUGAUCGUGAUCCCGGCCCGUCAUGCAGCUCUCGCCCCAUCACAGGUAUGGAGUUUCUGCGCAGGGUACAUCGUUCCCACGAGCACGCCGGCGACCAGCAAGAUGGCGGUGGUGACUACUGGGGAGGCGACGAUUGGUAUCGUCGGGAUGGACCGGACGACGACGAGCAUUCCGAUGGGGUCGAGGUGUGGGUUCGCUCGCCACGCCAAGAAGAUGAAGACCACGACGGACAGAACGAGGUGUGCGAUGGAUCGCACCACCCAAGCAUCGCUGAACCGGCCGAGACAGCACCAACACAGGUCGUGGAUGCGUCUGUUCCAGACUCGACCGCCUCACAGACGCCGAAGAAGCGGCGCUUGACGCAGUCCGUGCUCGGGAUUGGUCUGCAGCCCGUUAAGCCUGCACCGACUCCGCCGCCACCUGCCAAGAAAACAACACCUGUAGUCCGACUCACCGCAGAGGAGAAGAAGGAGAAGUUGUAUUUGAAGGCCCAGAAAAGCUACACGUCGGAAUGGCUUCCGCGGUUCCCAUGGUUAAUCCUUGAUAAAUCGACUGACGGUUUCCCUUGUGUUCGCUGCAGUGUCUGUAUAGAGCACGGGAAGGACGAUGCUCGCUACGGCCGCAAUGGGAAAGGAGGUCGGGACCUCCAGAUUGGGUCCUUUCGCUGGCACGAGGAGAGCGUGAAGCACGACGAUGCCAUGAAGAAGCAAAUGGGUCUGAUGAAGAACAUCGAGGAGCAGAAACGCAUCGAUGACUUUGCGAAGGGCGAUCCGGAGGGCGCGCGGAUUUCGCGGCUAAUGCGGAGCAUCGUGUUUGUGUGCAAGACGGACACACCGAUUCAGAUGUACCCCAGGCUCGUGCAGUUUCUUGCUGAGGAGGGCGUCGCCGACAUACCGCGACAGUCUUACGGCGUGUACAUCACACAAGAAGCGUUAGCUGUCAAGAAUGCAGCACAGGCCUAUCCAGACUUCAACAUCGUGGACGACGCCAUCAGGGCCCUCGGGUCGAUUGUGGACGUCACAAUCGUGGCGCAGGAGGUGGACCGCACGGUGUCGUACAUCCAACACCGCUACAUCGACUACGAGACGAAGUUCGGGGAGGGCCUUAGCCCACAGCUGUCGCCUUUCCUGGAGCGCCACAAGGAUGGCAAGCGUGAGCUGAAAGUGGAGGGCGUGGACUCCAACGGCCGCGCAGUGAGCCAGGAGAUUGUUCUAAGCGAGGCGCCCAUCGCUGGCCACAAGUUUGGCGGAACAAUGCGCGACUGCGAGAAGAUGUGCAAGGCAUUCGCCAAGCAGACCGUCCAUAAUCUCACCGAGCGGAUGGCGGAUCUUCGUCGCAUGGGCGGGACGAGGCUGUUCAAGGUGGAAUCGUGGCCCCCCAACCUCGACACACGCGAGCGGCGCUGCCUCAUGUGGCUUCGGCAAAACUCUGUGCUGUUCAACAACUGUCUGCCCGGUGAGAAUCUAGAACACUUUGUCAGUUGCGCAUGUCUGGUGUUGUUUGGCUAA